Molecule: messenger RNA, 1125 nt
Organism: Helianthus annuus (common sunflower)
Lineage: Eukaryota; Viridiplantae; Streptophyta; Magnoliopsida; Asterales; Asteraceae
Product: long-chain-alcohol O-fatty-acyltransferase
Exons: 1
Coding region: 56-1078 (340 amino acids)
Biological process (GO): lipid metabolic process
Source: RefSeq, a predicted model, not a curated record
AUCCCAUUUGAAAAGAGGAACAUGCAUGAAAAUAUUAGAGUCUAGCAAUUAAGAAAUGGAAGAUGGUGAGGAACUUAAAACCUUCAUUAGCAUAUGGAUUAUCGCCAUCCUUUCCAUCUGCUACUGCUACUUGAUUCCAGCUCGGAUCUCCCACGGCGUCCCGCGGUUACUCUCUCUUCUCCCCAUCAUUCCCGUCUUCUCCAUCCUUCCGCUGCCAAUCUCCACCGUCCAUCUCGCCUUCCCCGCCUUCUUCUUCCUCGUAUGGCUUGGUAACUUCAAACUCUUACUCUUCGCCUUCAACUGCGGCCCUUUAUCUUCCACACCGCGGUUACCACUCCGCACUUUCAUCUCUCUUGCUUUGCUUCCGAUCAACCAUAAACAAUCCCAUUACAAAAUCUCAAAUCCGUUUCCAUUUUCAUUGCCUAAAACUAUUCUGUUGCCCGUUAAAGCCGCGAUUCUCGCUGUGAUUGUGCUGCAUGCGUAUGAGUACAAAGAGAAUCUCCACUGGACUGUGGUUAUAGUUCUCUACUUUACGCAUAUGUACCUCAGUUUCGAGUUGGGUUUUGCUAUCACAGCCAUUCUUGCCAAGAUCUUUCUGGGAUUUGAUUUUGAGAUUGAUCCGCAGUUCAAUGAACCAUACCUGGCUACAUCGCUUCAAGAUUUCUGGGGCCGCCGUUGGAACCUUGUGUCGUCAAGCAUCCUCCGGGCUAGCGUGUACAAUCCAGUUCGCGCGAUGUGCACGCCGAAUCUUAGUAGGCUGCACGGACAGAUGCUGGCGAUUUUUGUGACAUUUGUGGUCUCCGGGCUAAUGCACGAGUUGAUGUUUUUUUACUUGAUGCGUGUUUGGCCAACGUGGGAGGUCACGUGGUUUUUUGUACUGCAUGGGUUGUGUACGGCUACUGAGGUGGCUGUUAAGGACGCGGUUAAAGGCAGGUUCCAGUUACAUAGGAUGGUGUCGGGGCUGCUUACGUUGGUGUUUUUGUUUGUGACUGCUGGUUGGUUGUUCUUGGCGCAACCGUUAAAGAACGGUUUGGAUACAAAGGUUAUAAACGAAUUUUCAGUUCUAUUGAAAAUAUGAAAGACAAUGUUUGAAAUAUAGAAAGCAAUAAUCAUAAAUUAUGAGAA